Molecule: messenger RNA, 1498 nt
Organism: Carassius gibelio (silver crucian carp)
Lineage: Eukaryota; Metazoa; Chordata; Actinopteri; Cypriniformes; Cyprinidae
Product: 60S acidic ribosomal protein P0-like
Exons: 8
Coding region: 494-1444 (316 amino acids)
Biological process (GO): ribosomal large subunit assembly; cytoplasmic translation; ribosome biogenesis
Cellular component (GO): cytosolic large ribosomal subunit
Molecular function (GO): structural constituent of ribosome; large ribosomal subunit rRNA binding
Source: RefSeq, a predicted model, not a curated record
AAAUGAUAUGUUGUAUGCUUAUGAGUUCAGCCCAUAGACAGUAAAAGAAAGCCGUAGCUGUUUCUUCUUCUUUCAAUUUUUUUUGGCGGUUGGAAACUAACUUUAUUAAUGCAUUAACGCCACCUUCUGGACUCGUUUACCGUAGCUGGUUAUCCUCAGACAUGCUCUAAAACUCUUUAGAUACGGAAUUUUCCGAAAGUCAAUGGGAGAAAUGAUUUUGGUGCCGGAAUUUACUUCCGGCACCAAAGCUCUCUCGGGCUGUGGGUGGGACUGAUGCUCUAUACCGCAAAUGAACUGUUGGGUGAUAGACGUGGCUGUUGACCAAUCAGCGCAUAGACACGCCUCCUCCUCGCGAUUCUGAUUGGAUGUUCGACCCGUACUAAUACCGCGCCGCUUACUUCCGUACUCUCUUUCUUUCACGCGUCCUGAUCGUAAGAUUUUUCAGUCUUGUCUUUAAACCGGCUGUUCACCGAUCCUUGGAAGCACUGUCAAGAUGCCCAGGGAAGACAGGACCACGUGGAAGUCCAACUAUUUCCUGAAGAUCAUCCAACUGCUGGAUGACUUCCCCAAGUGUUUCAUCGUGGGCGCAGACAAUGUCGGCUCCAAGCAGAUGCAGACCAUCCGUCUGUCCCUGCGGGGCAAGGCCGUCGUGCUCAUGGGCAAAAACACCAUGAUGAGGAAGGCCAUCCGCGGCCACCUGGAGAACAACCCGUCUCUGGAGAGGCUGCUCCCUCACAUCCGUGGGAACGUGGGCUUCGUCUUCACCAAGGAGGAUCUGACUGAGAUCCGGGAUCUGCUGCUGGCAAACAAAGUGCCCGCUGCUGCCCGUGCUGGAGCCAUCGCCCCGUGUGAGGUGACCGUCCCGGCUCAGAACACCGGACUCGGUCCGGAGAAGACCUCCUUCUUCCAGGCUUUGGGAAUCACCACCAAGAUCUCCAGAGGAACCAUUGAGAUCCUGAGCGACGUUCAGCUGAUCAAACCUGGAGACAAGGUGGGCGCCAGCGAGGCCACGCUGCUCAACAUGCUGAACAUCUCGCCCUUCUCUUUCGGGCUGAUCAUCCAGCAGGUGUAUGAUAACGGCAGCGUCUACAGCCCCGAGGUGCUGGACAUCACUGAAGACGCCCUGCACAAGAGGUUCCUGGAGGGUGUGAGGAACAUCGCCAGUGUGUGUCUGCAGAUCGGAUACCCGACGCUCGCCUCCAUCCCUCACUCCAUCAUCAACGGAUACAAGAGGGUCCUGUCUGUCGCUGUGGAAACGGAUUACUCCUUCCCAUUGGCUGAGAAGGUCAAGGCCUAUCUGGCUGAUCCCACUGCUUUCGCUGUCGCUGCUCCGACUGCUUCGGCUGCGGUGGAGAAAUCUGCAGCUCCUGCGGCUAAAGAGGAGGCUCCCAAAGAGGAGUCCGAGGAGUCUGACGAUGACAUGGGCUUCGGCCUGUUUGAUUAAACUGCUGUCAACAUCAGCGUCAGUUUUACAUCAAUAAAACAUCUGGAAACAUCA